Pogona vitticeps (central bearded dragon) is the source of this 611-nucleotide messenger RNA. The record is from RefSeq and is a predicted model, not a curated record. NCBI's taxonomy places the organism in Eukaryota, Metazoa, Chordata, Lepidosauria, Squamata, Agamidae.
CACAAUGAAGAAAUCUUCCUUGAUCAUCCUCUUCUGCUUCUUUACAGCCAUGCUAGCUACAGGAACGUGUCUUCUUUGUGAGCACUGCAAAAGUGCCAGUGACCUCUGUUCUGGGCCCCUGCAGAACUGUACAGGUGUUGAAGAAGAUGCCUGCCUCACUCUCACAAUAGAGACCAGAGCAGACAAGGUGCGGAAAGUGGUCACUUACAAAGGAUGCACUAAGCUCAGCUACUGUCCUCCAGGGCCUUGGACCAUCACCAUGGACCUGAAAAAGCGCAUACGAAGCAACUCGGAAUGCUGCUGUUGGGACCAUUGUAACAAAGGAGGUUUGAGAUUGCCUGUGCUAGGCAAGCAAAACCGCCUGUGGUGCCCUCGAUUCAAGAGUUCCACAUGCAGCAUUGACGACAAACUUUACUGCCAUGGCCGAGAAAUCAACUGUUUCUAUCUUGCUGGCUAUACCGAAUCUGGUGGCAAGAACGAGACCUACGUUAGACGAGGUUGUGGAACCAAACACACUUGCAUUGAUAAACCAGGCAUUUUUGGAAUACCAGGAUUGUUCCUUGAAAAGGUGACAAAGACAGAGUGCAGUAAAGCUACUUAAACCUACAAGC